AUGGUCACAAUAAACACUAGACCGCCAGCUGACAGAAUAACGACAACCCUUAGCUUCUACAAGAGGGACAGAUGGAGCAGUGAAAUCGGUGGUAUCGCUAGAGCGAAGAUGACUAAAAAUGAUUACACUGAAAGUGGUGUCGGCAAGGAAGACCUUGAACACAUUGAGACACCUGUCAGUAUCUUUGAGCCAAAAGGCUUCGAUAGGGUUGCAGAUGCGGAUCUUCACAACUAA
Messenger RNA from Penicillium soppii, 234 nucleotides. RefSeq lists its product as uncharacterized. The transcript has a single exon. The coding region runs from base 1 to 234 and encodes 77 amino acids. The record is from RefSeq and is a predicted model, not a curated record. NCBI's taxonomy places the organism in Eukaryota, Fungi, Ascomycota, Eurotiomycetes, Eurotiales, Aspergillaceae.